AUGAGCUCCUACUUCGUCAACCCCCUGUUCUCCAAAUACAAAGGCGGCGAGUCCCUGGAGCCGGCCUACUACGACUGCCGCUUCCCGCAGAGCGUGGGCCGGAGCCAUGCGCUGGUGUACGGGCCCGGCGGCUCGGCGCCCGGCUUCCAGCACGCCUCGCACCACGUCCAAGACUUCUUCCACCACGGCACCUCGGGCAUCUCCAACUCGGGCUACCAGCAGAACCCGUGCUCGCUGAGCUGCCACGGAGACGCCUCCAAAUUCUAUGGCUACGAGGCGCUCCCCAGACAGUCCCUUUAUGGGGCUCAGCAAGAGGCGAGCGUGGUGCAAUAUCCCGACUGUAAAUCCUCCGCCAACACUAACAGUAGCGAAGGACAAGGCCACUUAAAUCAAAACUCGUCUCCCAGCCUCAUGUUUCCAUGGAUGAGACCCCACGCUCCGGGGCGGCGCAGUGGAAGGCAGACUUACAGCCGGUAUCAGACCUUGGAACUAGAAAAGGAGUUUCUCUUUAAUCCUUAUUUGACACGAAAGCGCCGGAUUGAAGUCUCUCACGCUCUGGGACUGACUGAGAGACAAGUGAAGAUCUGGUUCCAGAACCGAAGGAUGAAGUGGAAAAAGGAGAACAACAAGGAUAAACUGCCCGGAGCCCGAGAUGAAGAGAAGGUUGAGGAAGAAGGCAAUGAGGAAGAGGAGAAAGAAGAGGAGGAAAAGGAAGAAAAUAAGGACUAA
This is a messenger RNA of Sorex araneus (European shrew), 729 nucleotides long. RefSeq names its product homeobox C8 (gene HOXC8). Gene Ontology annotation, biological process: regulation of transcription by RNA polymerase II. NCBI's taxonomy places the organism in Eukaryota, Metazoa, Chordata, Mammalia, Eulipotyphla, Soricidae. Gene Ontology annotation, cellular component: nucleus. The record is from RefSeq and is a predicted model, not a curated record. The coding region runs from base 1 to 729 and encodes 242 amino acids. The transcript has 2 exons. Gene Ontology annotation, molecular function: DNA-binding transcription factor activity, RNA polymerase II-specific; RNA polymerase II transcription regulatory region sequence-specific DNA binding.